CAGUUUUUCUUCCCAAACCUGCUUUCCCGCCGCGAACUACAACUCCCAGGAGCCCUUACAAGUCCGGUGGUGCGGGCCAGGCUGGGGGCGGGGCUGGGCGAGGCUCUGCAUCCCUCUGCCCGAGAGUGCUGCUGUUGCCUCAGAGUUUGGGCAAAACAAAACAGAGAGUUGGAUCCAGAGGAACUUCCCCCAUUGGAUGUAUUUUCUAUUAUGAAGUAAUAAUUACAAUGGAUGUGCUUUAUAUUUCAAAAAAUUAAUCCACUUCAUGCCACUUUAUGCCUACAUUAAGCAACAUUACUUCUCUGCCGACAUGGUGACAGAACUCCUGUUUCAUCUUUUCCCACCAAUCCAGUCCAGCAAGCUGAUUGGCCACAGGGAUUUGGACAACUCACCACAAAUGGAAUAAGGGAGCAUUAUCUGCUUGGGAAAUACUUCAGGAUCAGAUAUAAGAAAUUCUUAAGUAAACGAUACAACCAAAAGGAGAUUUAUGUUCGAAGCACAGAUUAUGAUCGAACCAUUAUGAGUGCUCAAGCCAUCCUGGCUGGUCUCUUUCCACCUCGUGAUGAACAGCUCUGGAAUCCAAAGAUUCUUUGGCAACCUAUUCCAGUUCAUACUGUGCCUGUUCAAGACGAAAAGUUGUUACACUUUCCUAUGCCUGGCUGCAAGCGGUUUUACCAGCUGCUAAAGGAAACCAUGGGAUCAACAGAAGUCCAGAGUACUCUGAAAUCUCAGAUGGAAUUUCUAGGUCAAAUGGCAAAGAACAUGGGAUAUGAUGUGAAGUCUCUUAUGGAUUUUAACAAUCACAAACUGUGGAAUGCCUAUGAUACUUUACUUGUUCAGAAAAUUCAUCGAAAGCAGCUACCAUCCUGGGCCAAUGAGGAUUCAAUUGCUAGGCUGAAAUUCCUGAUGGAGUAUGCCGUAACUGCAAUAUUUGGGAUACACAAACAAGAAGAGAAAUCACGAUUACAAGGAGGAAACCUUGUGAAAGCUAUUUUGGACAAGAUCACAAAAGCUUCCCAAUCCAACGACGAGCCAAAAAUGGUCAUGUAUUCAGCACACGAUAUCACAAUAAUAGCCCUACAGAUUGCACUCGGUGUUUUCAAUCGGAAACUACCUCCUUACAGCUCUUGCCAGUUUUUUGAACUAUAUAAAGAAGGCUCCGGGCACACCAUUGAGAUGUACUAUCGAAACAGCACUUACGAACAACCCCACCAACUUGUUUUGCCAAGCUGCACAGCAUCUUGUCCACUUGAGAAGUUUAAAGAUUUGGUUUCUCCUAUCAUAACAAAUGAUUGGGCAGGAGACUGUAAUAAAUGAGAAUGAAAACUAAGGUCAAAGAAAGGGCAAAGCAGCAAGUCAACAUCUUAAUUGGAAGGAAAGGGGAUGGCAAAUGCAUUGUAAGACACCAGGAAUGCAAGAUGACUGCUAAAGAUUUCACAUGGUCCUUGGCAUCAAGCUUUUCCUCUUCCUCAUAAUUAUUUCUAAUCAAAUAAAAAUACAGAA
Messenger RNA from Hemicordylus capensis (graceful crag lizard), 1503 nucleotides. Its product is annotated as prostatic acid phosphatase-like. Gene Ontology annotation, cellular component: lysosome; plasma membrane. Gene Ontology annotation, molecular function: acid phosphatase activity. Bases 520 to 1317 code for a protein of 265 amino acids. The transcript has 13 exons. The record is from RefSeq and is a predicted model, not a curated record. NCBI's taxonomy places the organism in Eukaryota, Metazoa, Chordata, Lepidosauria, Squamata, Cordylidae. Gene Ontology annotation, biological process: dephosphorylation; lysosome organization.